This is a messenger RNA of Cuscuta campestris, 2479 nucleotides long. The record is from the annotation of a GenBank genome assembly. NCBI's taxonomy places the organism in Eukaryota, Viridiplantae, Streptophyta, Magnoliopsida, Solanales, Convolvulaceae.
CGAAAGGGGAAAACUCAAGCAAAAUCAAGCUAAUAACACAUACCCAAUUCUCGAAUUCUCGUUCUUAAUUUUGUUCUUACGAUCCGCUCUGUAAAUCGGAUCAUUUGGUGGAUUUAUUGUCCAUCAAAUUGGUGCUUUCAUUGAGAGUCCGAGAAUUAUACUCAGAGGAAAUCCUCCAUAGAGACGAUGGUGCAAAUGCGCAGUAACGCCAAUAUAGGUACUGGAGUUCCCCAACAGGGGGAGAACAGCACCACUGGAGGUCGGAACCCUCCCAUCACCACCGGGGAGGCUGAGGCCCUCAUUCAGAGGGUUGGAAUCACGGCCGAACAAUUCAAAGAGGUGCUGGCCGCACUUGCGCCCAACCGCGAGGUUGUGGUAGAAGAUGUGGCUGGGGGACCCACAGGCGGGAAGGCUGGACCUACAAGCUCCCAAGGAAAAAAGAAAAAAGUAAGGCGGUCCCAGAAGAAGAAGGCGACCAAGCCUAAUGGGAAGGCUGUGAUGGCUGAUGCGCUUUCCAGACUGGAAGAAGAGGACGACUCGUCCUCCUUCGAGCGGAUGUCUGCUUUUGACCGUUUGGGAGACCCCAAGUCAAAGAAGCCUCGGACCUCUGCGUUCGAACGGCUGCAGGAUACUCGGUCGGCUCGAAAAGGCGACCUGAGAGACACACUCAAGGAGAAGAGAGGGGAGUCCACAGCGACCUCCAAGGUCGGUUCUGAGGAACGACGGACGACUGUCGGGGAUAAGGGCGCAGCUGAGCUGUGGAAAAUGUACGAGCAACUGGAGAAGCGGCUGGACGCCCAAAACCCCUAUCGCCAGGCGGUCUUCAGCGAGGUAACGCCCUUCUCUAGAAGGAUAAUGUCCUGCCCUCUCCCGGAUAAUUUCAAGACUCCCCAGAUCAAGGCGUACAACGGGACGACCGAUCCCCAAGACCACCUCGCCCGCUUCGGGGCCAACGUGGUCAUGUAUGCGUACCCAGAAGAAAUCAAGUGUCGAUGUUUCCUGGCGACGUUGGAAGGGCAGGCUUGUGAAUGGUUCCACAAGUUACCCAAGGGGUCGAUAGAUAAAUGGAGCGACCUGGCCCACAAGUUCUUGGAGCACUUCGCAUCUAGCCGGAGACAGAAGCUUCCCUUCUCGCAUCUGCUCAAUGUGAAGAUUCGGAAGGGGGAACAGCCCCGGGAAUUCAUUAAUAGGUGGGAGAAGGAGGCUAGGGACGUCCAAGGGGCGGACGACCAGGCCCUGAUCGCCAUGCUCCAAGCUGCACUCCCCCAAGGGGAUGUGCGCAAAGAGCUACGGCGGAAUCCUCUCUCAACCUAUCAAGAGAUGUUGGCCCGGGCGAAGUACUUGGCAUUGGAAGAAGAAGAUGAUGAGCCACCAGUCCGGAAGGAGAAGAAAAGUGGGCCACCGGUGGCAGAUGAGAAGAAGAGAAAGGACUAUGGUAAGGGGCCAAACCCCACCGGGCAUCAUGUGAAUAGGCAUCCUGUUCAUGCGGUACAGUCGUUGUCUGCUCCUCCUCACAGUCGGGGAAGCUAUGGUGUGCAGGAUGCACCCAAAUACUGUGAGUACCACCGUAACAGCACCCACAAUACGUCGGAGUGCGUCACGUUGAAAAAGGAGAUGGAUCAGCUGAUCGCUAGAGGGCCACCUCCUCGAACGGAACGACCCUCCUCAGGUAGCCGGACCUGGAGGAGGCCGCCAGCCCCUACAGCAGCGAUCACAGCAGGAGAGGGGCAAGAAGAUGGACGGCGGCACCUAGGACGAGAUUGUGACGAUUUAGAUGAAGAGGAAAGGCAAGGUCGCCGACACCUGGGGUGUCGGUUCAUUAUGGGAGGAAACACGGGAGGAGAUUCGGUAUCCUCCCGGAAGAAGUGGAAGAACAUGGUGUACCUGGCUGAGGUACAAAGGCCGCCGCUGCCUAAGCGGAAGAAGAAGGAACCUCUGAUUUUCACGGACGAGGAUUAUCCCCCAGUCCUCAGCCCUCAUAGAGAUGCUCUGGUGAUAAAGGUGGAAAUCAAUAAUGUGGUUGUUCACCGAACUUUGGUCGAUACGGGUAGCUCGGUCAAUGUUAUGUACAGCAACACCUUUAAGGAGUUGGGGUUGUCCCGAAGCGACCUGAAACCAAUCCAUACACCGCUAUCAGGGUUCACAGGGGAUACUAUUGAGGCUGAAGGAACUACCACGGUGAGGGCCGGGGUAGGAGAUGGCACCCACCGGCUCUGGAUCAACAUGGAAUUUAUGGUAGUGCAGCUCGAUUGUGCACACCAUUUGAUUCUGGGACGACCAGGGUUGGAGGAUCUGGAGUGCGUAAUCUCCCCCGCUCACCUUUUGCAUUCGGCAGUGUUAUGAGAAUCUGACCUAUGGUAUGAACAAUAGGUGCCCGACCACUACCGUCCUGUUUGACCGGUCAGGUUUUCCGGAGGGAUGACCGGUGCUUUCUUGAUCUCUUGGCAUUCUUCUGUGUUGACCACUCGGACUACCGGGU